Molecule: messenger RNA, 315 nt
Organism: Dibothriocephalus latus
Lineage: Eukaryota; Metazoa; Platyhelminthes; Cestoda; Diphyllobothriidea; Diphyllobothriidae
Source: the annotation of a GenBank genome assembly
AUGCGCAAACGGACGCGCGCCAGCCUAGCCAGCCUUCGCCCCUCUCAAGGUCGCGCCACUACCUCUAGUCUGGACAUUAGCCACGUGAUUGGCUACUGCAACAAAGCAUGCGCCGGUCAUCUGGCUAUUCCCGACGCUGUCAUCACUCCGGAAUUGAUGCAUUGGCAGCCGGACUGCGGUCAUCCGAGAGUCAAAACUCUUUCCAUCUAUUCUCUUAUCCUUCUGCAAAAUACCCUAUUCCUCACAAUCUGGCUUUCCCACCGCCUUCUCUCCUCACCUAAAGGAACCAUGGGCCUGGAAGAUCUUAGCGGUUAG